Molecule: messenger RNA, 2199 nt
Organism: Dryobates pubescens (Downy woodpecker)
Lineage: Eukaryota; Metazoa; Chordata; Aves; Piciformes; Picidae
Gene: GPR176
Product: G protein-coupled receptor 176
Exons: 3
Coding region: 344-1933 (529 amino acids)
Biological process (GO): G protein-coupled receptor signaling pathway
Cellular component (GO): plasma membrane
Molecular function (GO): G protein-coupled receptor activity
Source: RefSeq, a predicted model, not a curated record
GAGCCGGCGGGGGCGGGAGGCAGGCGCCGUGCGGGCUGUCAGCUCCCCGGUCACGGCCGCGGCAGUCAGACACGCUAAGGAAACGCCGUGGUGCUGUGCAGCAAUACAUGGCACAGCGAGCGGCGAGGAGGAGCCUGCUUUGUUUGCAGCUUUGCUUUACUGGCUGUCAUGAUUUACAAGGGAGAAACGUGAAAAGCCACCCCCUUUUCCAGGACACAGAAACGUGGUGGAGAUGCCUCCGGGCGCCAGAGCUUUAUUCUGCUCGGAAGGGCCUUUUUGCCUGCGGACCCCAUUCAGUCAUUAACCUGUGGAGCGGUGGAGCGAGGAAGGCAGGAACCUCGCCAUGGGCUACGACAGAAGCUGGCUGCCGAGGAACGGCAGCGAGCAGGGCCCGUACCAGGCUGUGGGCAGAGCGCUAGGCAUGAGGAACGCCUCGGCGGGGCCGCUGGUGUGGCAGGGCGGGAACGGCAGCGGGGCUGGCGCGGCGCAGGGCGAGGAGCACGGCGAGGAGCAGACCUACCGGCACUUCACCACCACCGUGCAGGUUGUCAUCUUCGUAGGCUCCCUGCUGGGUAACAUCAUGGUGCUGUGGUCAACGUGCAGGACGUCAUUGCUGAAGUCUGUCACAAACAGGUUCAUUAGGAACCUGGCCUGCUCGGGGAUCUGUGCCAGCCUGGUCUGUGUGCCUUUUGACAUCGCUCUCAGUGCCAGUCCACACUGCUGCUGGUGGAUCUAUACCAUGCUCUUCUGCAGAAUCGCCAAGUUCCUGCACAAAGUCUUCUGCUCAGUGACCAUCCUUAGUUUUCCAGCCAUUGCUCUUGACAGGUACUACUCUGUUCUGUACCCCCUGGAGAGGAAAAUAUCUGAUGCCAAAUCCCGAGACCUGGUCAUCUACAUCUGGGCCCACGCAGUAGUGGCCAGCAUCCCAGCGCUCGCCGUGACCAACGUGUCUGACAUUUAUGCCAUGUCCACCUGCUCCGAACCCUGGAGCUACUCCCUGGGGCACCUGAUCUACGUCGUCGCCUACAACAUCACCACCGUGAUCGUGCCGGUGGCUGUGGUGUUCCUCUUCACCAUCCUCAUCCGCAGGGCGCUGAGCGCCAGCCAGAAGAAGAAGGUGAUCAUCGCCGCCCUGAGGACCCCCCAGAACACCAUCUCCAUCCCCUACGCCUCGCAGCGGGAGGCCGAGCUCCAGGCCAUGCUGCUCUCCAUGGUGGUCGUCUUCGUCUUCUGCAGCGUGCCCUACGCCGCCCUGCUGGUCUACCGCUCCGUGCUCGCCGCGCCGCGCGUCUCGGGCUCCCUGCUGCUCACGGCCAUCUGGCUGCCCAAGGUGUCCCUGCUGGCCAACCCCCUGCUCUUCCUGACGGUGAACAGAUCGGUGCGGAGGUGCCUGCUGGGGACGGUGCUGCAGCUGCACCGCAGGUACAGCCGCAGGAACGCCGUCGGCGCUGGGGGCGCUGCCGACGGGGGCCUGGAGCCCAGCCUGCGCUCGGGCAGCCAGCUGCUGGAGAUGUUCCACAUCGGGCAGCAGCAGAUCUUCAAGCCCACGGAGGACGAGGAGAACGAGACCAGAUCCGUGGGCUCUGGUGACUUCCCACCGAAGGAAGCUCCUGCCGGCGGCUCCGAGGGCAGAGAGACUUCGGCUCACAGAUUGAUGGCACAGACGGCCUCGGACUCUGCUGCUCAGGUGGCACCAGCUGUGCCCACAGAUGCCGAGGCAGUACAUGACAAAUACUCCAUGCAGUUUGGGUUUGGACCCUUUGAGCUGCCUCCACAGUGGCUUUCAGAAAACAGAAACAGUAAGAAGCGACUCCUGCCUCCUCUGGGGAACACCCCCGAGGAGCUGAUCCAGACAACACAGCCCAGGGGCAAAGCAGAGAGGAAAAUCAGCAGGAGCAAUAAAGUCAGCAUCUUUCCCAAAGUGGACUCUUAGUAAGAGCAGGAGAUGGCAGUGACAGAGGAGGGUCACCUUCUGCUCUCUGUGUGAUCCCAUGGAUCUUUGUUAUGCUGAGAUUUGUUCCAGGCUGAUUGGUUUUGGUGCCAAAUGGAACUGAGACAAAGAGAAAGGAAUGGUAAAUACAAGUGCUCCUUAUUCUUGUGUGCAGCAGGUGGUGCUGGUUCUGAUUUCCCUGGGAAAGCCCCGCAGUGGUACCUGACUGGCUGGGCUUCCCAAAGCUCCUCUGGCUUCAGGCACACUUC